This is a messenger RNA of Chilo suppressalis (striped riceborer), 1480 nucleotides long. NCBI's taxonomy places the organism in Eukaryota, Metazoa, Arthropoda, Insecta, Lepidoptera, Crambidae. The record is from the annotation of a GenBank genome assembly.
CUCAACUCAUUCACUUGUUGCUUGAAAAUCAAUAACUUAAUACAUGAUAAAAGUUCUCUUCAGUUUGAUAUUAUAAUUUAGUCCAUAGUUAAACUAACAUUCUUAUUAAAUUUUGUGUCAUUAAUUUACAACCUCCUUGAGAAUCUGUUUAAUAAAAAGUAAGUGUCGAGGUUGCCGCGUACGCUGACUGUGACUGUGUGGCAGCGAAGCGAGAUAACGAGUUUGCAUUCUAUUGCCCUAAAUCCGCCGGUACACGACACGACUGUCAUUCAGUUGGUUUUAAAACACGACAGCAGCAAGACGUGACAAUGGCAAGCGGAAGGAUAGUUGUAUACGGUGGCCGCGGAGCUCUCGGCGCUGCUUGCGUCAACCACUUCAAAUCCGCCAACUGGUGGGUAGCUAGUGUGGAUCUCAAUCCGAACGAGAAUGCUGAUUGCAACAUUGCAGUUCCCAAGGACGCUUCGUGGGUGCAGCAGGAGGAACACGUGGUGAAUGAACUCGGCGCCGCGCUACAAGGUCAGAAAGUGAACGCUGUUAUAUGUGUCGCCGGUGGUUGGGCAGGCGGAAACGCCGCCAAGGAUCUCAGCAAGCAGACUGACUUGAUGUGGCGCCAAUCUGUGUGGAGCUCCACUAUUGCAGCAACACUUGCCGCAAAAUACUUGACCCCAGGAGGUCUGCUUGCCCUAACGGGAGCUAAAGCUGCCCUCGAAGGUACACCCGGUAUGAUCGGAUAUGGCCUUGCUAAAGCUGCUGUCCACCAACUCACAAAAUCUUUGGGUGCAAAAGACUCGGGGCUUCCCGAAAAUUCAUUAGCUGUAGCCAUUCUCCCGGUCACCUUGGACACAGAAAUGAAUAGAAAAUGGAUGCCAAAAGCUGACUUUGGAUCAUGGACACCUUUGAAUUAUGUGGCUCAGUUGUUUGACAAGUGGAUUAAAGGAGAAGAGCGCCCGCCAAGUGGCAGCUUAGUUGCUCUUGUCACAAAAGACAAUGUGACAGAUUUAAUUGUCCAAUAGAUCUUGCCAGGCGGAUAUGUUGUCAACAGCCUAUUUUUCAUGACAAUAAGGAGUAAAUAUUGCAUAAUAUUUAGUGUUGUUAUAGUAUUAGAAGCAUUUAUGAAACCACUAAAUGAUAUGCUUUUAAUGUUCUAAGUUGUUAAGAAUAUUAUCAGACAAUAAGGGAACAAAUCUCAUUUAAUUUUAUAAGUGUGUAUGUAUAAUGUAUACAUGAAAUGUAUAGAGCAGUGGUUCUUAACCUUUUACUGAUGAUCAAAGAUAAAGGAGUUAUCUCAUGCUCAUAACUUUAUCUACUGCACAUGACUACUAACUUAUCUCUAAUAUCAACUCCACAUAAAUAAAUAUGCGACAGACCACUACUGACAAUUUAAUCUCCCCUAGAAAUUGUAAAUCAAUAGUGUACUUCCUAAGUAAUAGUUUUUCCAAUGGCUUGCUCCCAGUGCCUCCAGGAUCAGUCUGCAGACCAC